Fusarium graminearum PH-1 is the source of this 141-nucleotide messenger RNA. RefSeq lists its product as uncharacterized. Lineage: Eukaryota; Fungi; Ascomycota; Sordariomycetes; Hypocreales; Nectriaceae. Bases 1 to 141 code for a protein of 46 amino acids. The transcript is spliced from 2 exons. The record is from RefSeq and is a predicted model, not a curated record.
AUGGCUGCUAGGGCCCGAGACACCAAGGCUAAGCGGGUGGCGGCACAUAGUUCCCCCCCAACCAAUGACGUUGAGAGAACAGACUACGUAAACUUCGGAUAUUACGAAGUGCACUGGCAGGCUGACGAAAAGGUCAGGUAG